Messenger RNA from Diuraphis noxia (Russian wheat aphid), 876 nucleotides. Its product is annotated as calaxin-like. Gene Ontology annotation, molecular function: calcium ion binding. Lineage: Eukaryota; Metazoa; Arthropoda; Insecta; Hemiptera; Aphididae. The record is from RefSeq and is a predicted model, not a curated record.
AUGCCCUAUUUUCAGAUAAAUAAGUGUUUACCGGCGACUGUGGACAUACGUUUACAGUAUAGGUAUUCAGCCGCCGGGACGGAGCUUUCGCGUACAACAUAUUUCAAUAAAACAGAGGUGCUCCGAUUGCUACAGAUGCAUUACAUGUUGACAAAAGACAACACGGUACCUAUGAAUAAGUUGAAUUUCAUUCAGUUCAUGGAUGUUUUUUUAGGGGUGAGAAACGUAGACGCCGUAGAUAAAAUAUAUCUACUUUGUUCCGAAACGAACAGGGAAUACAUGACUGGGCCCGAGUUCGUCAAAGUAUUGUCGAUGAUCUUAAAAGGAACCCUAGCCGACUUGAUUAAUUUUUGUUUUGAAGUCUACACGGAGAUGAUAAGGUCGCCGAAAUACAUUAAAAAAGAGGACGUGCUACUGAUGGCCAGAAGAAACAGCAUGAAAAUGUGCAAAUUAGUCAAUAUGGAUGAGUACGAUCAGAGAUUCGUUGAAUUCGUCAUGGCCGAGGUGGACAAGGAUCGUGAUAAUAGAAUUUCACUCGAAGAUUACCGUAAAGCUGUGCACGAAAAUGUCGCUUGGUUACAGUUCUUGGGGCAAAUCCUUCCGGAGUGCUCCAAAAAACAGAGAUUUAUGCGGUUAUUUACUGAUCGACCAUACGUCAAUAAUAUUGAAUCUACAGCUGCAGCAAUGACUCGGAAAAACAGGGAGAGUAUUGCUAAAAUGACCUUACUGAAAUCGACAAUUAGCCAAGCCGAGAACGUCGAUAGUAGUACGUCUUUUUCCAGUAAUUCUACUUUUUUGGUGAUUAAUCACGACAUGUCCCACGUAACUAAAAAGAAUCAAUUAAUAUCAGAUGGAAGUUAUUCAACAUUAUUUUAA